AUGGCAUUCUCUGACUCUCAAUCUGCUAUAAGAAGUCAAGCCUCAGCCAAAUGUGGAAUAUGUGACAAUGACCGACCAAUCAAGUGGAAGUGUAUUGACUGUAGUAAGUUAUUGUGUAAUCAUUGCAAAGAAAAAAUUCAUCCAAACUUAAAAGACAAAGAGAAUCAUCAGGUAGUAAACAUUAAAGAUGUGGGACAACCUACUGUUGUACAGUUAAACAUCAAUAAACAAUAUCAGACAGAACAACCUGUAGUAGAAAAUAUAUCUUAUAGUCAUGAUGAUUCACUGUGGAUAAGUAAUGGUGCAGAUAAAGUAUUACAGAGAGUAAAACCUGAAGGAACCAAACUGAACAUACUAUCCAGCUUUAAUACCAAGGUCUAUGAUAUGACUGUUACUCAAUCAAAUAAUCUACUUAUAUCUACAGAUGGAAUGAAACUAAAACAAAUCAGUAAUACAGGUACACUUACAGACUCAGUAUAUAAUGUGUCACCAUUCAUUUCUACAGCAGUUCAUAUCACCAGUGACAAUAACGUUCUUGUAGCAGGUGGUACAGAAGUAAGAAGAGCUGUAAUACUUAUGAAUCAGAAUGGAGACCACGAGAAAGUGUAUGAACAUGAUCAACAUAAACAACCUUUAUUCACCUAUCUCAGAAAAAUUACCAGUACUAGAAAUGGGAAUAUUCAUGUGGUGGAUGGUAAAAAAAGUGACGACAGAUAUAGAUUGGUAGUGUUAGGGCAGGGAGGUGAUAUCAUCAAUAUCUAUACAGGAGAAACAGAAAUAAACAAGGACAAACCAUUCAGACCAACAGACAUAGUGACAACACCAAAAGACAAUGUUAUUGUAGCUGAUAUGCAUACCCAUACACUUCAUAUUAUGAACAACGCUGGCCUGCUGAUGACAUAUUAUAAAACAAGUGACAUAAACAUACGCUACCCAUGUUCUCUUGCAUUCACUCCAAUAGGACAACUCUACAUAGGAUGUGGUAGAUCAGCAGGUAGUACUAAAAAUGAGGCUAAGAUAUACGAAGUGACCAUAUCAGGAUUUUAA
Molecule: messenger RNA, 1047 nt
Organism: Mytilus trossulus (common blue mussel)
Lineage: Eukaryota; Metazoa; Mollusca; Bivalvia; Mytilida; Mytilidae
Exons: 1
Coding region: 1-1047 (348 amino acids)
Molecular function (GO): zinc ion binding
Source: RefSeq, a predicted model, not a curated record